AUGGAGACCAGCCUGAAAGUCCUGCUGCUCGUCGGGGUAGUCACAGCAGCCUCCACACCACCAUCAUUCCCUCUGCCAAGCCACGAGGAUGCGGUUUUAGCUGCAGUUCAGAUCUACAACCAAGAGCCAGGCACAACACUGGCCUAUCGGCUCCUGGAAGCUGAGCCGCAGCCAGAUUGGGACGUGUCUUCAAAAACUAUCCAGUCGCUGACCUUCACUGUGAAAGAGACAGUGUGCCUGGUAUCAGAGAAACGUGACCCCAACCAGUGUGAAUUCAAAGAAGACGGGCUGGUCAAAGACUGCUCUGGAUUCUUCUCCACUGAACAGGACCCCCCUUCCAUCAUUAUCAAAUGUGAGGAGGCGUCUGAGAAGGAAGAAAAGUCACCGCUCUCACUGAAUGCCACAGGGCACAGGAUGGAGACCUCCCUGAAAGCCCUGCUGCUCGUCGGGGUGAUCACAGCAGCCCCUGUGCCCUCAUCGUCCCCUCUGCCAACCCACGAGGCUGCGGUUUUAGCCGCAGUUCAGAUCUACAACCAAGAGCCAGGCACAACACUGGCCUAUCGGCUCCUGGAAGCUGAUCCUCAGCACGAGUUAGACACAUCUUCAAAAACUAUCCAACUGCUGAAGUUCUCCGUUAAAGAGACAGUGUGCUUGGCAUCAGAGAAACGCAACGUCAACCAAUGUGAAUUCAAACCAGAUGGACUGGUCAAAGACUGCUCUGGAUUCUUCUCCACUGAACAGGACCCCCCUUCCAUCAUUAUCAAAUGUGAGGAGGCAUCUGAGAAGAUGAGUGGCCUAGAUGGCUUCCUCUCUGCUCACGCUCUUAUCACCUUCACUCCCUGGCAGCUGGUGAGAGACUAUUCAGGAUACAUCUUCCCCGAGCAGCAGCCGGCCACCAACCUGAUCACCUGCGACACAGUGGCUGAGGAGGUAAGGAAGGUUUCCGCUCAGGUGACCAGCUGA
Messenger RNA from Gopherus evgoodei (Goodes thornscrub tortoise), 963 nucleotides. RefSeq lists its product as uncharacterized. Bases 1 to 963 code for a protein of 320 amino acids. NCBI's taxonomy places the organism in Eukaryota, Metazoa, Chordata, Testudines, Testudinidae. Gene Ontology annotation, biological process: antimicrobial humoral immune response mediated by antimicrobial peptide; defense response to Gram-negative bacterium; innate immune response. Gene Ontology annotation, molecular function: lipopolysaccharide binding. The transcript is spliced from 8 exons. Gene Ontology annotation, cellular component: extracellular region. The record is from RefSeq and is a predicted model, not a curated record.